This is a messenger RNA of Closterium sp. NIES-65, 2430 nucleotides long. NCBI's taxonomy places the organism in Eukaryota, Viridiplantae, Streptophyta, Zygnematophyceae, Desmidiales, Closteriaceae. The record is from the annotation of a GenBank genome assembly.
AUGGGGUUGCACCAACAUUUCAUUCCCUCUCACCCACUCUCAUACGCUCUCAUUCCCUCUCACCCACUCUCAUACGCUCUCAUUUCCUCUCACCCACUCUCAUACGCUCUCAUUCCCUCUCACCCACACUCAUACGCUCUCAUUCCCUCUCACCCACUCUCAUACGCUCUCAUUCCCUCUCAUCCACUCUCUUACGCUCUCAUUCCCUCUCACCCACUCUCAUACGCUCUCAUUCCCUCUCACCCACUCUCAUACGCUCUCAUUCCCUCUCACCCACUCUCAUACGCUCUCAUUCCCUCUCACCCACUCUCAUACGCUCUCAUUCCCUCUCACCCACUCCCAUACGUUCUCAUUCCCUCUCACCCACUCUCAUACGCUCUCAUUCCCUCUCACCCACUCUCAUACGCUCUCACUUCCUCUCACCCACUCUCAUACCCUCUCAUUCCCUCUCACCCACUCUCAUACGCUCUCAUUCCCUCUCACCCACUCUCAUACGCUCUUAUUCCCUCUCACCCACUCUCAUACGCUCUCAUUCCCUCUCACCCACUCUCAUACGCUCUCAUUCCCUCUCACCCACUCUCAUACGCUCUCAUUCCCUCUCACCCACUCUCAUACGCUCUCAUUCCCUCUCACCCACUCUCAUACGCUCUCAUUCCCUCUCAACCACUCUCCUACGCUCUCAAUCCCUCUCACCCACUCUCAUACGCUCUCAUUCCCUCUCACCCACUCUCAUACGCUCUUAAUCCCUCUCACCCACUCUCAUACGCUCUCAUUCCCUCUCACCCACACUCAUACACUCUCAUUCCCUCUCACCCACUCUCAUACCCUCUCAUUCCCUCUCAUCCACUCUCUUACGCUCUCAUUCCCUCACACCCACUCUCAUACGCUCUCAUUCCCUCCCACCCACACUCAUACGCUCUCAUUCCCUCUCACCUACUCUCAUACCCUCUCAUUCCCUCUCACCCACUCUCAUACGCUCUCAUUCCCUCUCACCCACACUCAUACGCUCUUAUUCCCUCUCACCCACACUCAUACGCUCUCAUUCCCUCUCACCCACUCUCAUACGCUCUUAUUGCCUCUAACCUACUCUCAUACGCUUUCAUUCCCUCUCACCCACUCUCAUCCGCACUCAUUCCCUCUCACCCACUCUCAUACGCUCUCAUUCCCUCUCGCCCACUCUUAUACGCUCUCAUAUCCUCUCACCCACUCUCAUACGCUCUCAUUCCCUCUCACCCACUCUCAUAUGCUCUCAUUCCCUCUCACCCACUCUCAUACGCUCUCAUUCCCUCUCACCCACUCUCAUACGCUCUCGAUCCCUCUCACCCACUCUCAUACGCUCUCAUUCCCUCUCACCCACACUCAUACACUCUCAUUCCCUUUCACCCACUCUCAUACCCUCUAAUUCCCUCUCAUCCACUCUCUUACGCUCUCAUUCCCUCUCACCCACUCUCAUACACUCUCAUUCCCUCCCACCCACACUCAUACGCUCUCAUUCCCUCUCACCCACUCUCAUACGCUCUCAUUCACUCUCACCCACUCUCAUACGCUCUCAUUCCCUCUCACCCACUCUCAUACGCUCUCAUUCCCUCUCACCCACUCUCAUACGCUCUCGAUCCCUCUCACCCACUCUCAUACGCUCUCAUUCCCUCUCACCCACACUCAUACACUCUCAUUCCCUUUCACCCACUCUCAUACCCUCUAAUUCCCUCUCAUCCACUCUCUUACGCUCUCAUUCCCUCUCACCCACUCUCAUACACUCUCAUUCCCUCCCACCCACACUCAUACGCUCUCAUUCCCUCUCACCCACUCUCAUACGCUCUCAUUCACUCUCACCCACUCUCAUACGCUCUCAUUCCCUCUCACCCACUCUCAUACGCUCUCAUUCCCUCUCACCCACUCUCCUACGCUCUCAUUCCCUCUCACCCACUCAUACGCUCUCAUUCCCUCUCACCCACUCUCAUACGCUCUCAAUCCCUCUCACCCACUCUCAUACGCUCUCAUUCCCUCUUACCCACACUCAUACACUCUCAUUCCGUCUCACCCACUCUCAUACCCUCUCAUUCCCUCUCAUCCACUCUCUUACGCUCUCAUUCCCUCUCACCCACUCUCAUACGCUCUCAUUCCCUCUCACCCACUCUCAUACGCUCUCAUUCCCUCUCACCCACUCUCAUACGCUCUCAUUCCCUCUCACCCACUCUCUUACGCUCUCAUUCCCUCACACCCACUCUCAUACGCUCUCAUUCCCUCCCACCCACACUCAUACGCUCUCAUUCCCUCUCACCUACUCUCAUACCCUCUCAUUCCCUCUCACCCACUCUCAUACGCUCUCAUUCCCUCUCACCCACACUCAUACGCUCUUAUUCCCUCUCACCCACACUCAUACGCUCUCAUUCCCUCUCACCCACUCUCAUACGCUCUUAUUGCCUCUAA